AUGGCCAAGCUAGAGCAGCCAUGGCUACUAGAAGUCGCAGCUACCAAGCAGGAUGUAAUUGCAAAGGGAUACAAGCACAUUCUUGAGGAUUUUCUGGGUAUUGGAGGAGGUGUCAGUGGAGGAGCAAGUGGUGGUGCUGGAUUUGGAAAAGGUGCAGGUGGUGGUGCUGCUGCUGGAGGCGGUGUUGGAGGAGGUGCUGGUGGAGGAGUAGGUGGUGGUGCUGGUGGAGGAGCUGCUGGAGUUGAAGAAGGUGCAGGUGGUGGUGCUGCUGCUGGAGGUGGCGUUGGUGGAGGUGCUGGAGGAGGUGUAGGUGGUGGUGCUGGUACUGGAGCUGGCGUUGGAGGACGUACCGGUGGAGGAGCAGGUGAUGGUGGUAGAGUUGGAGGCAGCGCAGGUGGUGGUGCUGGUGCUGGAGAUGGCAUUGAAGGAGGUGCAGGGGGUGGAGUUGGGGGUGGAGCAGGCGGGGGAGUAGGAGGAGGGGCCGGUGGAGGCAUUGGUGGUGAUGCUGGAGGUGGAGCAGGUGGAGGUGUAGGAGGAAGGGCUGGAGGAGGCCUUGGUGGAGGUGCUGGAGGUGGGACCGGUGGCAGAAUAAGAGGUGGAGCAGGUGGUGGCUUUGGGAAAGGUAGAGGUAUAUGA
Molecule: messenger RNA, 636 nt
Organism: Coffea arabica (coffee)
Lineage: Eukaryota; Viridiplantae; Streptophyta; Magnoliopsida; Gentianales; Rubiaceae
Source: RefSeq, a predicted model, not a curated record